This is a messenger RNA of Euleptes europaea (tarantolino), 987 nucleotides long. RefSeq names its product mitochondrial ribosomal protein L46 (gene MRPL46). The transcript has 4 exons. The record is from RefSeq and is a predicted model, not a curated record. Gene Ontology annotation, molecular function: structural constituent of ribosome. Gene Ontology annotation, cellular component: mitochondrial large ribosomal subunit. The coding region runs from base 1 to 987 and encodes 328 amino acids. NCBI's taxonomy places the organism in Eukaryota, Metazoa, Chordata, Lepidosauria, Squamata, Sphaerodactylidae.
AUGGCGGCGCCUCUGCUCCGGGGGGAGAGCCGUACGGGCCGCGGUGCGUUGUGGGAAGAGGAGGCGGCAGCCGGCCGUCGCAUCAAACGGUUUUCGCGGUGCAUUGUGGGAAGGGGAGGUACCAGCCGGCCCCCCGCGCUGUAUUGUGGGAAGAUGGCGGCGCCCGUCAGCAGGGCUCUGUCCGGCGCCGCGCGUCGAUGGAGCUGCGGAGCUUUCGGCGUCCGCGGCUGCCGUCGGGGACUCUCCAGCUCGGCGGCGCCAGCGGCCGCCGGGUCGCGGUGGAGGCUGCUGGGGGCGCUGUGCUUGCAGAGGCCGCCCAGGGUGACGCAGGCGGCGACCCCUUUCGAGGAGGACAUGGCCGAGCUGGUGGAGCAGAUGGACAUGGAGAAGAGCUUGUAUUCGGACCAUGAGAUCCGCUGCCUGGAGGAAGAGGAGCGCCUGCAGCGAAGGAAAGAGAAGUACGAGGAUGACGACGGCGGGAAAGAGAUCAUGCUGGCCCAGGAUUUGGAAGACGCGUGGGAGCAGAAGUUGCGCAAGUUCAGCCCUGCCCCACGGAUCACAGACGCCGAUAGGGACGGUGACCCGACAUCUUUGAAUAGGAAACUAGACCGGAAUCUGCUGCUAUUGGUGAAGCAGAAAGUUGGCAACAAAGAGAUCUGGCUGUUGCCCCAAGCGGAGUGGCAGGACGGGGAGACCCUGCGAGCCACAGCGCAACGAGCCCUGGUUGCUUUGACAGGAAGCCACUGGGAGACCAAGUUCCUGGGGAACGCGCCGUGCGGUUUUUACAAGUACAAGUUUCCCCGAGUGGUCCAGACGGAGGCCAGCGUGGGGGCCAAGGUGUUUUUCUUCAAAGCCCUCCUCCAGCAAGGCCAGCCACCUGUGCCCAAGGGGAAACUGGAUCAUGUUUGGGUCAGUAAAGAGGAGCUGGCGGACUACUUGAAACCUGAAUACCACGCCCAGGUUGCUCGGUUUUUUGUGGACGUGUGA